GUUAUAAAAUGCAUACACACACACACACACACACACACACACACACUUCCUGUAAAACUUUAUCACUAUUUUCCAGUGUUUGAAGAGAGAGAGAGGGAGUGUUAGAUGAAGAGAGCAGUCAUGCAUCUCUUUCUCUUAUUUCUGAGGGUAGUGUUUGUCAUUGGGUGUUUCUGCUAUCACUGUGCUUUAGCAGAUCCCCUCAUCACCAAGCACCACUCAGAUCUUACUACUACUUCUGCUACCACCACUACUGAAGAUGAAGCAAGUACCACACAGGUCUUGCCCACAUCACAAACUCCACCGGUACCACAACAAGUCCCUGAGGAGACUGUUAGUUCACCGUCACAAGCAAUCUUGGGAAGUACACCUAUUUCAAGAACAAGUACUGUCACAAAAGAAGCAUCAGAACUGACCACACCACUUGCAGAUGUAUACAAAGGAAAUGUUACAGUCUCCCCUGAAGUUAAAUUAGAAGCCACAACUAUAUUUCCUUCUCUUCUGCCUCCUACUACUACUACUGCUACUGAACAAAUAUCUGGUAAAGAAUUCUCCUCAUCACUACCACCUGAGGCUCCUAAACAGACAUCGCAAGAGACGAAGCACACAACCCUAUCUCCUGCAUCUUGGCCUGUUAAUUCAAGUCUGCUUAUCCCACACUUAGUGACUGCCAAGGAUCCUGUCAAAUAUGCUGUAAUUUCUCCUAUGCCCACUACAUCAACUAAUAUUACUACUGAUGGUGAUAGUGAUAGUGAUAGUGAUGGUGAUACAAUGCCAGUGACAGGACAUACUGCUAAUAGUGAAACUUCCUAUCAUGAGAUUUCACAGUUGUUUCCUGUUUCUGCUGUUCCUACUGGUGUUGGUACUCCUCCUCCUCCUCCACCUCCUCCUCCACCUACUCCUACUACUAUUACUACUACUACCUCUACUGCCACCACCACUACUACACCAUCUUCUAUUACUUCUAGUACUACCACACUUCCUCCUCCUACUACUACAACUCUUGCUACUACUACAAGCACAUCACCAACCCUUCCUCCUUCUACUACUACUACUACUACUACUGCCACUACACCAACUACAGUUAUCACUUCAGCUGCUACUACUACUACUACUACUACUACUACUACUACUACUACUACUAUUACUACUGCCACCACUACCACACAGUCCCCUACCAUUACCACCAUCACCACUACCACAGACCCCAAAACCACCAUUACAUCAACCAACGUGAAUGCUGGCAAUAAGGGUGUGCCACAGACAACACCACUACCAUCAUCACCACAAGAUCCUCUGCAAAUGGCCAUCAUAAUCUUGUUUUUAGUCUGUGUCUGUUCCUUUGUUGCCUUUGCAUGUUGGAAGAGAAGGCAGUGGAGGAGGACAAGUAACAGUCAGACAAGCACACCGAUAAUAAUGUCAGAUGUCUGGAUUCCCUCUGAUGACAUGAUUAUUGGUAGAUCAAAGUCUCCAGCAACUCUGAGUAUACAUGAAGCCACUGAGUGCUUUGAGGAUGUGCCCAGAGAUAGUGUUGGUGAAGUAGGUAAUGAUAUGCCUCGGUGUCUCACAACUUUUAAUAGUAAUCAUUAAAAGUGUUUUGCUUUGCCUCAUUGGGAGAAUUAGGGUAGUUCAUAAGACUGUCCCUUUCCACCAGGGGGCUGACAUGGCUGAGAGUGAAUGAUUGUGUGUGUGUGUGUGUGUGUGUGUGUGUGGUGCUUUG
Scylla paramamosain (green mud crab) is the source of this 1717-nucleotide messenger RNA. RefSeq names its product mucin-2-like. The record is from RefSeq and is a predicted model, not a curated record. The transcript has 2 exons. Lineage: Eukaryota; Metazoa; Arthropoda; Malacostraca; Decapoda; Portunidae. Bases 106 to 1587 code for a protein of 493 amino acids.